GUCCCAACAAAAGUCUAAAACGGAACAGGCGUUGUACCUAUCUCCUCCCUGUUUUCUGUUUCAUUUUUUAGUCACCUAGCUAGAUCCACUCUGCUGACUUUCUUAGAAGCCAGUCUUAUUCAGCUCAACUCUAAUGGGAGCUAAAUCUCCUCAAACUUCUGCUCCACCAAGUUUAUGGUUUGCUAGUAAUCCAAGCAAAAGAUGGGGAGAAAUGUUUUUCCUUCUUUAUACUCCAUUUUGGUUGACUCUUUGUCUAGGUAUUGUUGUUCCUUACAAACUAUAUGAGAAAUUUACUGAAUUGGAGUACUUAGUUCUGGGACUUAUAUCAGCCGUUCCUUCUUUCUUGAUACCACUUCUUGUUGCUGGGAAGGCUGAUAGCAGCUUAUGUUUAAAGGAUCGAUACUGGGUGAAGGCCAGUCUCUGGAAUAUAAUCUUCAGUUAUGUUGGGAACUACUUUUGGACUCAUUACUUCUUCACUGUUUUGGGAGCUUCAUAUACCUUUCCUUCAUGGAAGAUGAACAACGUACCGCACACAACUUUCCUCCUCACUCACGUUUGCUUCCUGUUUUACCAUGUGGCGUCAAAUAUGACGCUUCGCCGACUACGACAUUCUAUUGCUGACCUACCAGACUCGAUUCGAUGGGUUACUGAGGGUGCUUGGAUUCUUGCUCUUUCUUAUUUCAUAGGAUAUCUCGAGACUGUAGCCAUCUCCAGUUUCCCAUACUAUGAUUUUGUUGACCGGGCGUCAAUGUACAAAGUGGGAUGCUUGUUUUACGCAAUUUAUUUCUUCGUGAGCUUUCCAAUGUUUUUGAGGAUUGAUGAGAAACCCAGUGAUAAGUGGGAUUUGCCUAGGGUGGCUGUUGAUGCGUUGGGUGCUGCGAUGCUCGUCACAAUUAUACUUGAUUUAUGGAGAAUCUUUCUAGGGCCCAUAAUCCCUGUUGCACAUACAAGACAGUGCAAUCAGCCAGGACUUGCAUGGUUUCCAUAACUUCCAAAAAGGUGCAAUGUUCAGUUAGGUGGUUGAUGUUGUAUUGAAUUGCUUCGUAGCUUUUAUCCUUUUUCAUUUUGUUGACUGGUGCUUUCCUUAGCCACAGAUGGCUAGUUUCAGUUGUCAAGUUAGUUCUGUCAUGAGUUCUUUUUUCUUUCGACAUUUCAAUUUUUUUUUUUUACUUGCAUCCAUUGAUUGAACCUGGUUACUGUUGUGACACAUCAAACAAUUUGAUAUCCAUAUAAUUGAAACCAAAGCUCCCCUGUAAGCUUUCUUCA
Messenger RNA from Papaver somniferum (opium poppy), 1266 nucleotides. Its product is annotated as cycloeucalenol cycloisomerase-like. The transcript has 8 exons. NCBI's taxonomy places the organism in Eukaryota, Viridiplantae, Streptophyta, Magnoliopsida, Ranunculales, Papaveraceae. The record is from RefSeq and is a predicted model, not a curated record. Gene Ontology annotation, molecular function: cycloeucalenol cycloisomerase activity. Bases 134 to 988 code for a protein of 284 amino acids.